Molecule: messenger RNA, 1593 nt
Organism: Saitoella complicata NRRL Y-17804
Lineage: Eukaryota; Fungi; Ascomycota; Saitoellomycetes; Saitoellales; Saitoellaceae
Exons: 1
Coding region: 1-1593 (530 amino acids)
Source: RefSeq, a predicted model, not a curated record
AUGUCAGCAGCGACAUUGAAAGCCAUUAUUCCACCAUUCCUACGCCGUCUCUCAUCGAGAGACACUCGAUCUACCAUUACCGAAGAUGCACCACGGACCCCUUCUACGACGAGUUCGACCAUAACCAGCCCCUUCGAUCAGAAAUCACCACGGAGGAAGAGUCCUAAACGUCGUCGAUCGAAGCCUGGACCGGUGCAGCUCAAGGUACUCAAUCAGGAGGAAUUGGAACAGAGGGAACGGGAGGGGUUACAUAUCCGUGCGACGCGCAGCGUGGAUUGGAGUGCGAGUGGAACGAGUGUACGGAGUGUUGGGAUUGGGUCUCCAUCACUUGUGAUCACGGAAUGCAGGAGGGGAAGUGCGCCGAUGAUAACGAGUGCACCUGCUACGAAGACGGAGUUUGAGAGGGUGGAGGUGUUGCUCACUCCUGCCGCGGAGGUGACGGAUAUUGCCGAGGGAGGCUCGUACUUUCCGACAAUUGUACCAGAGGUGAUGGCGUUUCCACCUAAUUGGCCGUUGCGUGAUGAGGAGGCUGUGGUGGAUGACGAAGUUGUGGUGGAGGAUGCUGUUGCGGAAGAGGAGGAGGAGGGGGAAGUGAGUGUAGUCUUGGCGGAGCCCAUAUCGCCCACGGCAACACCGCCCCCGCCAGCGACUGCACCGCUGACACCAAGGAGAGCAAUUUCAUUCCCUACCAUCGAUGUCACACCAACUCGGACGGACACUGUUAGGAGUCGCUUCUCCUUCGAGAUGACCCCGAUCGAUGAUGAUGCUGAGUCCGCUAAGGGUGUCGACGCAAUCCUCGCACUACGGGAGAUCGAUGAAGGUGCGGAAGAAUCUCCGUCCAGGCCAUCGACAAACCGGACUGAGGUUGGUGGCUUGAGUGUACAUCCUUUGUCGAGUGGCUUGGGCAUUGCUAGGUUUCAGGAAGAGAUCAAUGGUGCGGAUGGCUUUGAUCCAGACCAAUACGAGGCCGAAAGCGAGGACGAGGGCAGUACUGCGUUACCCACGCCAGCAUUCGCUCCCCCGUCUUUCGCACUUCCGGUACGUCCUCUGUCGCCAAACUACAUUAUCUCAGAGCAGCUCGCUCCAUCCCUUCGUUCACCUGUCAUUGAUGCUGGCACAUUCGACACGGAAGCUUACGAUGCCGAAGAAGAAGACGAUUUGCCUGCGAGUGAGUGCGGGGAGAGUGCUUUUGGUGACGACGAGCCUCCGAGGCAGUAUGCUGGGUUCGCAGCUGUGACUGGUGAGUUCGAUCCCGAUUCGUACGAAGAUAUGCCUUGCGAUCUUUACGAUGAGGAGGAUUUUGAUGACACUGCUUCUCUUGAUUCCGCUAUGCUUCGCGAGAUCAAUGGAGAUGUUGGGGAGGACUUUGAUGACAGGUUCCCCACAUCUGAGUCUUCGUCUCUGGCUUCUCAAGCUGGUGUCGUGAAUGGUGCGGGUAACGAUGACGGAAGAGUUGUGACAGAGUAUUUACCCGACAAAGCCGGUGGAUGGGUCGUGGAGCACAGGAGACGUAGGAAGUGGAUUGACGGUGUCGGUGGCGGGGAUGAAUGGGAGAUCCUGGCGAGGAAGAAGGUUGAGAAGGGGUGCAUCUAA